This is a messenger RNA of Entrophospora candida, 258 nucleotides long. The record is from the annotation of a GenBank genome assembly. Lineage: Eukaryota; Fungi; Glomeromycota; Glomeromycetes; Entrophosporales; Entrophosporaceae.
AUGGAUCGAAUCAAUUUUAGUAAUGUGACACCACCUCAGAAUCUUAUAAUGAAAUUUCUAGAUCUCAACAACUCAAAUGAAGAUGAAGAUGGAAAUGAAGGGGGAGAAAAUAGUAGUGAUGAUGAUAUAUUUGAUGUAAAUUCUUAUUCAUCAGUAUUUAAUACAAUUUCCAAAAAAGAGACAGAAUGGAAAUUAAAAAAUGGAAAGUUGGUUACAGAAGACAGCAUUAUUCUUGAAACCAUAAAAGCUAUUGAAGAG